Messenger RNA from Melanotaenia boesemani (Boeseman's rainbowfish), 1328 nucleotides. RefSeq names its product ADP-ribosylation factor-like 5C (gene arl5c). Lineage: Eukaryota; Metazoa; Chordata; Actinopteri; Atheriniformes; Melanotaeniidae. The coding region runs from base 172 to 711 and encodes 179 amino acids. Gene Ontology annotation, cellular component: cytoplasm; trans-Golgi network. Gene Ontology annotation, biological process: protein localization to Golgi membrane; intracellular protein transport; vesicle-mediated transport. The transcript has 6 exons. The record is from RefSeq and is a predicted model, not a curated record. Gene Ontology annotation, molecular function: GTPase activity; GTP binding.
UUUGUUAGAAGUACCUCCCAUAAACGAGAGUGAGUUAGAGACUUAUAUUUGACGUCUUAUCAGAAGUCGCCUGUCAGUCAGCUGUCGACAGACACUGAAGUUUGUUUUCCUCAGACCACUUUUCUGGAUUUGUUUUGGUUUCGCCGCUCCGUUCUCACACAGUUGUUGCACAUGGGGUUCCUACUAACCAAGAUGAUGGCCGUGUUCGGGGACGCAGAGCACAAAGUCAUCAUUGUGGGUUUGGACAAUGCUGGAAAGACAACCAUCCUCUACCAAUUUCUGACAAAAGAAGCUGUCCACACAUCACCCACCAUUGGAAGCAACGUUGAGGAAAUCACCGUUCGUAACACUCACUUCAUGGUUUGGGAUAUUGGAGGGCAGGAGAAUCUCAGAGCCAGCUGGUACUCGUACUACUGUAACACAGAGAUUGUCAUUCUGGUUGUGGACAGCACAGAUCGUGAAAGACUGACUGUAACCAAAGACGAGCUUCACCGAAUGCUCGCAUAUGAGGAUCUACAGAAUGCAGCCAUUCUUGUUAUGGCUAAUAAACAGGACGUGAAGGGCUCCAUGUCAGCAGCAGAGAUCUCCCAAUACUUAACUCUUGACUCCAUCACUACACACCCAUGGCAUGUCCAAGCCUGCUGUGCCUUAACAGGAGAAGGUCUACCUGCUAGUCUAGACUGGAUGAAAUCACAGGUUGUGGAAAACUAAAAACACCCUCCAGUAGAUCAAACUUCCUCAGACUGAGCCAACCUCUGCUCUGCAGAGGCCACAUUGUCAGUAUGAUUUACAGUGUUUCAGGCCUGUGCGAUAGCACCAGCGAUGGAGCAUGCUUGCCACACCUACAGUGCCUGUGUAGGAGUCUGCACACAGCUGCUUCACUUCUCUUUCAGCCUCAGGGUGGAUGAACAACAGAGACACCUGGAUGAUUUAAGGUUUUUUUUGUUUUGUUUUGUUUUUCAGUUCUCUUGAACUUAGUGUUCCAGCGAAGACAUCUCACUGUUCAUUUUCACUCUAAAGACAUGUACUGUGCACAAAUAAUAAUAGAAAAUAUCUGACAUGACCAGUAAUAUUACAUUCCACUUGCAUUCAUAAGAGUUUGCUAAUUUCACUACAAUUGAUGAGUCAAAUACUUUUUUGUAUUACUGAAAUGAUACAUUGUGACUUAGGGCUGGGCAAUAUCUCGAGAUUUUCAAAAAUAUCGCGACUUUAUCAGACGCAAUAUAGAAGGAAGCAAUAUCGUUUAUAUCGAAAUAGCUUGUUUUGAGUUAAAAGCAUCUUUUCUUUUGCAUUUUGCACAGCUGUGUUUUUGUUACAGUCAUUGAAAA